AUGACAACACCGGAAGUCGCCGCUUCGCGCUCACUUCAUCAACAGCUUCGUCUCCACAUUUGCGACUUCGAGACACAACAAUGUCCAGAGAGAGGCGCAAAGAGAAAGCAGACAAGGCCCACGCCGAGGAGGAGGCCUCGAAGAGCGCAGGACAAACUCCAAGCUCCAUUUUGCCUGCUCUGACCUUUGACGAAUAUCAGUGCUCAGGCGAUGUGGAGGCUGACUUCCCGGGUCUCUGUGCUCUUUUGGACGUGAAGGAUAUCCCAACGGUCAUCACCAGGCAACCAGCCUCAUCCACCACGGACACUGAAGGAGCUUCAGAGGACAGCGAGUCAAAGUCAAAUGCUGCACCACCCUGGUCUACGCCAUGUCUCCAAGUGGAACUGGAGAAUGAAGAUCCCCUCAGCGCCAAGAAACUGAAGAUUUCGGGGUGGAAGGUAGAUGAGCAGAUUUCCAGAGUGAUACAGAAGAUGUUCCCCUCCUUGAGCAAGCUGCAGAGCCUUCAGUGUUGGCAGGCGGGACUGACGGACCGGAUGGUCGCCUCCCUCAUGGACACGGUGUCACUGUGCUCCAACCUCAGAGCCGUGACCCUGGAGGGCAACCAUCUCCCAGAGCGGAGCUACCACCUUCUCCUCUCUGAAGACAGCGUCCUCACCCACUUGUCCCUGCGAAAUAACCGCAUGGGAGACGAGGGCGCUCGACUCAUCGGGUCGGCGCUCUCAACGACCAAAUCUGCCAACAAGAACCUCUUGUCCCUCAAUCUGGCAUUCAAUUCUAUCGGCGAUGCCGGCGCGACACAUAUCGCACAGGGCCUGCGGUACAACCGCGGUUUGCUCGUCCUCUCACUGGGCAACAAUCACAUUGGAGACUCGGGAGCUGCGCAUCUGGCUGCGAUUCUUGGCGAGUUUGCUCUUACUCAUGAAGAAGUCGUUGAGAGGAGGAAGAUGCUUCUGGAAAGAACACACUCUGUUGAUGCCGAGCCGCCUGCUGACCGUCCUCCCUCAGUGGCCAGGAGCAGUUCACUGGGCAAAGGGGAGAACAAAGGCAAAAAAAGGGAAACUUCCAAGAAAGAUGAGAAACCAGCUGCUUCCAAAGAAAACCCAAAGUCCAAGAAGAAAUCUUCAUAUAUACGGACUCAAAGUAAAGGUGGCAAGCACGGGGGCCAAGAGAAACCUCAGAAUGCACAAGAGGUACCAGAGUCACGCUUUCUGAAGAGGUUCAAGGAUAGAUCGAGUCCCGCUCUGACCGAGCCGGGGGAGUCGGUGGAGAUUUUGAACCCCCUGCUGGACCAGCCGGUGCAGUACAGGGAUGGGGAGCUCUUUCUGCCUGGAAACCAGACGCUGGCCUCCCUCGACUUGGCAGGAAAUAGAAUUACAAAGAAGUCACUGCCUCUUUUCCUGACAUCACUCGAGAUGCAGGCGGAGGGAGGAGGCCUGCUGCGUCUCUGUCUGCAGAUUUCUGACUUGUCUUUUAGAGAAACCGCUUCCCACCAGAUUGUGAGUAUAAUGUGAAGAUAACGGAGCUGAUGACACUCAGAGACCCACUAAAAAAGAAGAGCUCCUGACAGAAGAGGAGGAACAGGGGGCGUGCUGAGAGAUCUAAUCUAAUUCUACAAACUGUAUAUUUUUAAUUUGCUCAAAAUCAUAAAAAAUAUAUACAUUUGUUUUGCCCUCUUUUGUGCUUUUGUAACACAUGAGAAGAACAAGUGGAAGUAAUAACAGAAACAGCCUCGUGUCUAUGAAAAGGAUGUGAACAGGAGGACAAUGUGCCACAUUACAUCAGAUGCUUUGCCCAGGACAGCCAAUUAUAACCAUGGUUACGGAUUCAUUUUACUGCUAUGUUUUGCUCAGUCUGAAUUUACAUCAAGGACAAAGACUGAACAGCUGGGUACCAGGUUCCAAGUAUACAGAUGAGCCAUUGAUUGCUAUCAUAUGUGACAAGCAUGUGACAGGUACUUGCUUUGUAUCUGGUUCCAACAGCGGUUAUUGGAUCAAUAUCACUGUUACUGGAUCAAUGUCAUUGUUAUUGGAUCAAUAUCACUGUUACUGGAUCAAUAUCACUGUUACUGGAUCAAUGUCAUUGUUACUGUAUCAAUAUCACUAUUAUUGGAUCAAUAUCACUGUUACUGGAUCAAUGUCAUUGUUACUGUAUCAAUAUCACUAUUAUUGGAUCAAUAUCACUGUUACUGUAUCAAUAUCACUGUUACUGGAUCAAUAUCACUGUUAUUGGAUCAAUAUCACUGUUACUUGAUCAAUAUCACUAUUAUUGGAUCAAUAUCACUGUUAUUGGAUGAUGAUCAAUAUCACUGGUAUUGGAUCAAUAUCACUGUUAUUCGAUGAUGAUCAAUAUCACUGUUACUGGAUCAAUGUCACUGUAACUGGAUCAAUAUCACUAUUAUUGGAUCAAUAUCACUGUUAUUGGAUCAAUAUCACUGGUAUUGGAUCAAUAUCACUGUUAUUGGAUCAAUGUCACUGUUAUUGGAUCAAUAUCACUAUUAUUGGAUCAAUAUCACUGUUAUUGGAUCAAUAUCACUAUUAUUGGAUCAAUAUCACUGUUAUUGGAUCAAUAUCACUAUUAUUGGAUCAAUGUCACUGUUAUUGGAUCAAUGUCACUGUUAUUGGAUCAAUAUCACUGUUACUGGAUCAAUAUCACUGUUAUUGGAUCAAUAUCACUGUCUCACUCCGCCAAGUGACGUCAUCAGAGACACCAGGAUGACCGCCCCUGAGCUCAAAGUAAACACCUGUACGUCCAGGUACAGAACGUGUCAGUCGGUAGUUGUUAUCAUUUGAACGGUUAUCCACCUUUGUGAAUCUCACACAGACAACCCCCAUCAAGGGAGGGGGCGUCACCCCGAGCGCGGGAGGGGGUCUGACGAUUCUUCCAAUAGACUCGCCUCACAUCUGUGUGAUGAUCCCGAUUCACGAGCGACGUCACAGCACAGCAUGUGACAAUGUUUCCAUGGUGACCAUGUCCGUUUCAAGCCAGCGCAGCAGCCUCCCCCAAGGUCCUAGUGCCCGGGGAUUUUACAGUGGGGGCAGUGCGUAGAACUUCACAUAUUACAAAAGUACGUGUACAUAUUUACGUUACGGUUAGGGCGUUAACUGGUUACGUGUAUUAAGUGCGUGUAUACUUUACUCGGCUAUCAAAAAUGUUCUUACGAAGUAACAGUUACUUGCAGGUUGAAAAUAAACAAUUUACUAGUUA
Messenger RNA from Pseudoliparis swirei, 3204 nucleotides. It is a transcript of the gene lrrc71, whose product is annotated as leucine rich repeat containing 71. The record is from RefSeq and is a predicted model, not a curated record. The transcript is spliced from 16 exons. Gene Ontology annotation, molecular function: protein binding. Lineage: Eukaryota; Metazoa; Chordata; Actinopteri; Perciformes; Liparidae. The coding region runs from base 81 to 1511 and encodes 476 amino acids.